GUUGCAUUCGGCUGCUGGAAUGCACAUCGGUAGAGUCGCCUUCCACAGCGCUCCGGACGAGAAAGCGCUUUUAGCAACGAACGAAUGAACUGAGUAGUACAGGGUGCACAGCCUGGAGUUUUGCAACGUGCGCACAUCAGUCUUCAAGAGAGAGAGAGAGAGAGAGAGAGAGAGAGAGAGAGAGAGAGAGAGAGAGAGACUGCUGCUGAGCACCUGGAGGGAAUCACCUGUCGUUAUUUGCUGCCGAGUUGUUUUCUCAUCUAACAAAUGGCUCAUUGAGUACUUCCUGCCUCUGGCCAAGCAUGUCAUGCGCGCAUGAAAGGUGCUACUGAUCCACAGACAGCUGGGGAAAAAAGUAGAAAGAUCUGUGUUUAUAUUUAAAGGCUCAAUACGUAUUGAUUUCUAAUUGUCACGCCAUGCUAAGCGUUCCGGGACGCGAGUGAAAAUGUAGCAUUAGCGAGCAAAAAACAAAUAGUUAUUGGAUUCCAUUGAGAUCUUGUAAGUUUAUACGAAACUGUAAACGUAUUAUUCAGUACAUCUUCAGUAUAACGUUCAAGAGCAAAGAACGAUAAAAACAAUAUUCAAUAUUGUAAAGUGAUUUUUUUUUAUUAGAAAAGAGAACGAAAAUCAUAACUUUCACUGUGAAAACGUAAAACCAAUAAGUUUUGCGUUAAGUAAAAACUCUGUCUGUAAUGGUACACUGAAUAAAAUACGAGAGAAACCGAAAGCUAAAAUUAACCAGAAGCAUCUCCAAGUCUAUCACGUACUAAAAGCUGCGCAUCGUGACGAUAAGACAAUGGCGCCAGCUCUGUCAGAUGUUCUUCGUGGCUUCAAUCGCCCGAGGUCUGAUAUUCGUGUAUCCGAUACGGACUCACUGACGCCUGCCAGAAAGGGAGAAGGCCGACUUGUCAGAUGCGGUGGGUGCGUCAAGAAAAGAAUGGAAAUGUGGUGCAAGAAACUGCUGUUGACGACAUUCUUCGUGGCCGUUUUCUUGUCCUCCGUCGACGCCAAGAAAAAGGACAUCCCAAGUACACUCCCGUGGAAGACGGACGGAAGGCGUUGCCCUAUGGCUUUCCACGAGAUCGGUAACAAGUGCUACUUCUACGGGUACUUCCCCCUGAACUGGUACAGAGCGGCGGAAUUCUGCCACUCCUUCGGGAGGGGCGUGUCCUUGGCCAGCAUCGAGUCGCUCCAAGAGAAUUACUUCAUCAAGAAGUGGCUCUCUGUUAACGGUAACCACAACACCGGGGUAUGGAUCGGUGGAUCUGAUAACGGGCACCACGGCCGCUGGGCAUGGUUCCCGACAGGCCAACUGAUAGACUACAGCAACUGGGGUCCUUCUCAGCCCAGCGGAGGCGAUCAGCACUGCAUGUAUAUGGUCGGAGGUCUCUUGGGCUACCAGUGGGCAGAUUUCCACUGUGAAUUCGAAAUGCAUUUUCUCUGCGAGGAGGACGUCAAUGACAUCGAGCCCUGGCGAUGAUUGGCAUAAAAAAGUCCGGUAGUACUAGUUUUAUAUAUUAGGAUCAACGGAGAGGCCGUGGAAGCUUUAUUGGCUGAGCAAAUAUCACACCAGUGGAUUGUCAAAGGACCAGACUCUGCCAGAGGACGGAGGCUUGAACUUGCAGGUACUGAGAAAAUCAGACAGUUCCCGUAGCAUGGACUACCUACUCAGUUAAUGUUGGCAAGCGAAACUAAUUGUCAUGAAAAACAAAUGCGAGAAGUCCCCCGUGAGUUUUAAUAAGUGACCGAUUUCGUAGACUUACAGCGCAGUGCAAUCUGGGGAUGAGGACCUAUUUUGUAGAUGUGGAUUGUAUGGAACUAAAUGAAAAUAAAGGGGGUGCGGGCGGGGCGCUAGGAAAGGUAGACUGGAUGUGUGUUAAGUUCGGUAAAAGAAAUUAUAGUUUUUCAAAUAGAUGGGAAGGUAUUCUCUCUUCCUAAUGGACAGCAGGUUAAACAAGGCGUUACGUUUACGGCAAAUGUAAUAGAAAUACAGAACAGACUGAAUAAAUCAGUUGGCUCUUUAAAACUGUAGCAAUA
Messenger RNA from Macrobrachium nipponense, 2037 nucleotides. Its product is annotated as perlucin-like. The transcript is spliced from 5 exons. Gene Ontology annotation, molecular function: signaling receptor activity. The record is from RefSeq and is a predicted model, not a curated record. NCBI's taxonomy places the organism in Eukaryota, Metazoa, Arthropoda, Malacostraca, Decapoda, Palaemonidae. Bases 797 to 1480 code for a protein of 227 amino acids.